ACGGAGGGGGGCGGAGCCUGGUUUUGUGUCUCCCCCUCUGUCCCCUCCUCGGUCGGAAGUAGACGUUUUUGUCUAUGUUCCGUUCCUUUUAUUUUUAAUGUCUUUUUUGUAACAGACUGGACCAUGAAACCAACGAUGGACGACUAAGCCCAAAAGAGGGUGUUCGAUUCUACCCCUUUUCUUCAUCCUUUGAAUUGAGUGGACCGGAUGAAAGCCCUCUGUGGUUUUCUCCGCUUCGAAGGGGAGGUAGCUGUAUCCAGUGGGCAGGUAGGCUCAACCCGGGGAGGACGGAAUGAAGUUCACCGAACCCUGGGGACGCCAGAGACUGUCUUUUCUUUUGGAAAAGGCAGUCUCUAGGGAAGCCAAGAUGUGGAAGGCCUACGUGUCAAAGAAGCCUUUAUCACAGGAUACAGACAUCUCCCCGGAGCAGCGGGACGAGGCGGUGCGCUGGAUGACAGAGCUGCACGGCCGGCUGCAGCUCUACCCGGAGACCCUGGUGUUAGCUGUUAGCAUUCUGGACCGCUUCCUCGCUCCCAUCAAGGCUCGUCCAAAGUACCUGCGCUGCAUCGCCAUCGCUAGCUUUUUCCUGGCUGCCAAGACCUGUGAGGAGGAUGAGCGGGUGCCCUCUCUGAAGGAGCUGGCCACCACCAGCAGCUGUGGCUGCUCCCCAUCAGAGAUCCUGAGGAUGGAGAAGAUCAUCCUUGACAAACUGAACUGGGAUCUUCACACAGCCACUCCUCUGGACUUCCUGCACAUUUUCCACGCCAUGGUCUUGUCGGGUCGCUCUGGCUUACUGGACUCCACGCUGGGACUGAACCUCUCUCAGCACCUGGCUCUGCUCACACAGAGGCUGUACCACUGCCUGGCUGACCACACACUCUUGCAGCUCCGAGGAUCCAUGUUGGCCCUGGCCCUGAUCACCCUGGAGCUGGAGACCUGCUGUCCUGACUGGCUGGCCCUUACCAUCGACCUGCUGGGCAAGGCACAGAUCAACAGCUCAGAGUUGAUCCGCGGUCGGGAGAUGGUGGCACGUAGUCUGUCCACGCUGAGAGCUUCCCUGCCUGCAAACACCGUCUACAUCUACCACACCCCCCCACUGCCCCGCUGCACAUCCGGGACCAUCGCCUCCACCUCUGACUCCACCAGGGACCACUCACCUGCAGCUGCUGCUGAGGACGAGGAGGGGAGCUGUGGCUCCUCCUCCUGCAUCUCAGACGCCAAACUCCCCGUCCUCCUUUCUGCACCGAAGCCCCUGUGUCCUCUCACCCAGCUGGUGGCCACACUGCGCUGCAAGGCUUCAACCAAACGCAAGGUGGAGCAGAUGGAUGUUGACGACUUCUAUGAUGGCAUCAAACGACUCUACAAUGAAGACAACCCUAACACAACCAUCCAGGAGGGGGCAGCACCUGCAGCAGGAGGGAGAGGCCUUUCCAUGUUGUCCACCCCCUGCCCCCCCCUCCAACCAGUCAGCUCCUCCUAGAGACCACUGGACCAGAACCAUCCCAGCAGCAUCCUGAGCUCCACGGCCCACUUCUGUCAGAGAGCUGGGUGUUCUGAUGGGCAGCUCCUUCCAGACCCGCUUCUGGAAGCUUUUAUUUAUUAGAAUCAUUCAAACUUGAUUUAGAAAAGCCACACAGUGAACUCCUGACGCUGUUCUGGGAUGGUUCUGGUUGUCAUGACGCCACCACCAACCUGAGCUCAUCUCCCUCCAGCCCCUGCAGCCGAAUGAACAGAGCGCAAAAAAAUGUUAACAUUCACAAAUGUUUAAAAAAUGCUGCUAAUAUACUCCUAACAAUUUUGUUUAACAGUGUUUCAAAUAAAAUAAAAAGUAAAAAAACAUAAAAGUACCUUAAAAAGCUCUAAUCUUCCUGCCAUGGUGUCUGGCUGUGGUGGAUGUUUGUUCACUUAUAUUUGUUGUUCCUGUCUUUAAACUCUUGUAUCUGUUUUCAUCCUCUUUAUUUUGCUCUUUUCUCUGUUAUUUAUAUUUCUGUCAUAGUGCGUCUAAAUGCUCAUGUGACUGUAGGAUGUAGACUUUAGGAAGAAACAAACCAGUUUGGUGCCAUUUAAUUUAUACUAACACAUGGAUCCUGACUUCCUCUGUGUUUCAGCUCGCUGUGGUUGAACUUCAGUUUGUCUGCUUGUUUAUCAUUUGCUCACAAACUCUUUGAACUAGUUGGUUUGCCAAAUGAAAUUUCAGUUUGUAGCAUUUUUCCCGACAGAGAUGAAGGUGUUUCUAAAUGGAAGUCCUGACUUUCUUUGUUUAGGAAGCUGCUCUGUGGAAAAAUGUUUGUGUUAGAGUGUAAGAAAAUCCUGAUGUGUGUGUGAAGGUAAAAGAAAAGCUUUGUUUAAUUUAUUCUUCUACAUGUGAAAAGCUCUGUCGUCCUGCUGCAGGAGCUGCUAGGAGCUGCUUCAGGUUGUUGAACACACUGCAACUUCUCUAAAUAAAGACUUAGAGAAUGAACAUUC
This is a messenger RNA of Oryzias melastigma (Indian medaka), 2466 nucleotides long. It is a transcript of the gene ccni, whose product is annotated as cyclin I. Gene Ontology annotation, molecular function: cyclin-dependent protein serine/threonine kinase regulator activity. The coding region runs from base 293 to 1480 and encodes 395 amino acids. Gene Ontology annotation, cellular component: nucleus; cyclin-dependent protein kinase holoenzyme complex; cytoplasm. Gene Ontology annotation, biological process: mitotic cell cycle phase transition; regulation of cyclin-dependent protein serine/threonine kinase activity. NCBI's taxonomy places the organism in Eukaryota, Metazoa, Chordata, Actinopteri, Beloniformes, Adrianichthyidae. The transcript is spliced from 10 exons. The record is from RefSeq and is a predicted model, not a curated record.